Messenger RNA from Plasmopara halstedii, 207 nucleotides. RefSeq lists its product as uncharacterized. The record is from RefSeq and is a predicted model, not a curated record. NCBI's taxonomy places the organism in Eukaryota, Oomycota, Peronosporomycetes, Peronosporales, Peronosporaceae. Bases 1 to 207 code for a protein of 68 amino acids. The transcript has 3 exons.
AUGGAUGCUGAACAACUGUUUAUCGCUUGUAUCAAACAAGUAUGCCGGUUACUAUUGCUACUUCAAAACGAUCCCCAAAAUGUUGCUUCUCGCGCAUCGUCAAUGAUCAAAUGUAAAAAACUUAGUGAUACCACCUGUGCAUUAAAAAUGAACACGAUAUACACAUUUUCACUCGUCACAGAGCUCCACGAGCCUCCUCGCUUUUGA